AUGCCAGGUAUUAUAUUGGCAACAGCAUCUUAUGAUCACACAAUUAAAUUUUGGGACCCACCCAGUGGUGGAUGUUAUAGAUCAAUUGAUUGUGGUGAAUUUCAUAUAAAUAGAUUAGAGAUUACACAUGAUAAACUUUAUAUAGCAGCAGCAGGUAACCCACAAACAAGAUUGUUUGAAGUCAAUACAAAUAAUAAUUCACCAGCAAUGAGUUUUGAUGGUCAUAAAGGUAAUGUAACUGGUGUUGGUUUCCAAAAAGAAGGUAAAUGGAUGUAUACUGGUUCAGAAGAUGGAACUGUUAAAAUUUGGGAUUUAAAAGCACCAGGAUGUCAAAGAGAUUAUGAAUGUAGUGCACCAGUUAAUACAGUAGUUUUACAUCCAAAUCAAGCAGAAUUAAUAUCAGGUGAUCAAAAUGGGUCAAUUAGAGUUUGGGAUUUAAUAUCAAAUACAUGUAGUAGAGAAUUAGUACCAGAUGGUGAAGUUGGUAUAACAUCAUUGACCAUAUCAAGUGAUGGUGGUUUAGUGGUUGCAUCAAAUACUAAAGGAAAAUGUUUUGUUUGGAGAUUGGGUGAAGAUGAUACAUCAAGAUUUGAACCAUUACAAAAGAUUGAAGCACACAAUGCACCAAUCCUAAAGACAUUGUUUAGUCCAGACACAAAGUUAUUGGCAACUUGUUCAGCUGAUCAUACCGUUAAAAUUUGGAAUACAAAGAAAUUCAAUGUAGUUCAAACCUUGAAUGGUCAUCAAAGAUGGGUUUGGGAUUGUGCUUUCUCAAAUGAUUCAGCUUAUUUAGUAACUGGAUCAAGUGAUCAUUUAUCAAGACUCUGGGAUCUUCAUCAAGGUGAUGCUGUUAAAACUUAUUCUGGUCAUAUUAAAGCUGUAAAUGCUGUUGCUUUAAAUGAUUUACCAAGAUAA
This is a messenger RNA of Dictyostelium discoideum AX4, 915 nucleotides long. RefSeq names its product WD40 repeat-containing protein (gene lst8). The coding region runs from base 1 to 915 and encodes 304 amino acids. The transcript has 3 exons. Lineage: Eukaryota; Evosea; Eumycetozoa; Dictyosteliales; Dictyosteliaceae. Gene Ontology annotation, cellular component: cytoplasm; TORC2 complex; TORC1 complex. The record is from RefSeq and is a predicted model, not a curated record. Gene Ontology annotation, biological process: TORC2 signaling; regulation of cellular component size; positive regulation of phosphatidylinositol 3-kinase/protein kinase B signal transduction.